Molecule: messenger RNA, 865 nt
Organism: Caenorhabditis sp. 36 PRJEB53466
Lineage: Eukaryota; Metazoa; Nematoda; Chromadorea; Rhabditida; Rhabditidae
Source: the annotation of a GenBank genome assembly
AUGGUAAGCCACUACUCGUUUUAUUAUCUGGGAUCUCAAUGUGAGAAAAAAAACUUGAAAAAUGUUUCUGUGGAAUGGAUUUGAAGUGUGCCUAAAAGUGAAUGCGAAAUUUUCUUCACUGAGAUGAAAGUAACGGUUUUCUUGUUUCCUCUAACCUAACCCCUAUGUGUGCCUGUUUUUAGUCGACCUCGGGAGUCAUGGUCCACCCGGACGUCCAGACCACCUUCCAAAAGCUCAGCGAGGGCCGCAAGGAGUACAGAUACAUCAUCUUCAAAAUCCAGGUUAGUAACGUCUUCCUUUUUUCAAAUGAAUGUUUAUUUUGAUUCCAGGAGAGAGAUGUGAUCGUCGAGGCCGCGGUCUCGCAGGAGGAGCUCGACAUCUCCGGAGACGACUACGAUGACUCGUCGAAGGCCGCCUUCGACAAGUUCGUGGAGGACGUCAAGAACCGUACCGACAACCUGACCGACUGUCGCUACGCCGUGUUCGACUUCAAGUUCACGUGCUCGCGUGUCGGAGCCGGAACCUCGAAGAUGGACAAGAUCAUCUUCCUCCAGAUGUAAGAGCUUUCUUCUUUCUGGCAUAUAUAAAUGACGCAUCUUUUCAGCUGCCCUGACGGUGCUUCCAUCAAGAAGAAGAUGGUGUACGCCUCUUCGGCCUCUGCCAUCAAGGCCUCGCUCGGAACCGGCAAGAUCCUUCAGUUCCAGGUGAGCUUGGUGUAGAUUUUGGUGUUCAGAGCAUCGAUGAACUCUCAUUUCCUCUAGUUUCCCUAUUAAGAUCAUCUGAUUUGUUUCAGGUGUCCGACGAGUCGGAGAUGAGCCACAAGGAACUGCUCAACAAGCUCUCCGAGAAAUACGGAGAUCAUUAG